AUGGCCCGCCCAGGCAGAGAAGAGCCGUCCUACGCGUCGACGUCCGCCGCGGAGGAGUCCGACGGCGCGCCCCCCGCCGUGCCCGACGCCGCGGGCCCCCCGACGAUGCCCGGGCUCGACGGCGCGCCCGUUCGCUGCGUGCUGCAGGCGGACCGCAAGGAAUCGUACACGCACAUCACCCCGUUCCAGGAGCAGCACGACACGAGCGUCGAGUUCUUCUACAAGCCGCUGACGCUGACCGCGCUCGGGGCGGGGCUCGCGGUGCUGGCGUACGUCGCGAUGACGCAGGAUGUGCUGAAGGAGGGUGCGGAGAAGCAGCGCGUCGGGGCGUACGCCGCCAUUGUCUCCUUCCUGCUGUUCUCGAUGAUUCAGUUCCGAGACGGGCCCUUCGUCCGACCGCAUCCGGCGUUCUGGCGUAUGAUUCUGGGCGUGAACCUACAGUACGAGCUCGCGCUCGUGUUCUUGGUCUUCCAGGACCUCGACUCGGCGCGCUCGAUGAUGAAAUACCUCGACUCCAGCCUCGGUCGGCCGCUGCCCGAGAAGAGCUAUGCCGAGAAUUGCGACCUGACGGUCGACAACAUCUGGAACGCGAUAGACAUCUUCUGUUUGGCGCACGCUCUCGGUUGGUUUGGCAAGGCGUUGAUCCUGCGCGACUACUGGUUCUGUUGGAUUUUGAGCGUCGCAUUUGAGUUCGCAGAGUACAGCUUGCAGCACCAGCUGGCCAACUUCGCAGAGUGCUGGUGGGACCAUUGGAUCCUGGAUGUAUUAGUGUGCAACUGGCUCGGCACAUAUCUCGGCAUGAAGACGUGCCAGUAUUUCGAGGUCAAGGGUUACAUUUGGCGUGGCUUCCGGCAGACCCGAGGGAUCCGCUCAAAGACGAAGCGUGGCACGGCGUCGUUCGGACAUUACUUCACCGUCGUUCUCCUUCUCGCCGUCUUCCUCGCCGCGGAGCUCAAUCCGUUCUACCUCAAGGCGCUCCUUUGGAUGGAACCCGACCACCCGUUCGUAAUCGCGCGUCUGGCUGGCGUCUUCCUCUGCGCACUGCCCGCGGUGCGUGAGCUGUACCAAUACGUUAACGACCCCAGACGGGCUGUGCGCAUGGGUCAGCACGUCUGGCUGCUGCUGGCCACGAUCUUCACGGAGCUCCUCGUCAUCGCGAAAUGGAGCCAGGGCCAAUUCUCCGAGCCGUUCCCCACGAGCGUGCGGUACGCGUGGGCCGCCGGCGCCACUUUGCUCGUGCUCUAUCCCACCGUCUUCUUCGGGCUGCCUGCCGCCCGACGAUACCUCCGGCGCGGGCAACGUAACGCGAAGCGCAAGAGUUCAUAA
This is a messenger RNA of Epithele typhae, 1326 nucleotides long. Its product is annotated as phosphatidylserine synthase 2. Lineage: Eukaryota; Fungi; Basidiomycota; Agaricomycetes; Polyporales; Epitheliaceae. Gene Ontology annotation, molecular function: L-serine-phosphatidylethanolamine phosphatidyltransferase activity. The record is from RefSeq and is a predicted model, not a curated record. Gene Ontology annotation, biological process: phosphatidylserine biosynthetic process. The transcript is spliced from 15 exons. Bases 1 to 1326 code for a protein of 441 amino acids.